Molecule: messenger RNA, 1735 nt
Organism: Rhizophagus irregularis DAOM 181602=DAOM 197198
Lineage: Eukaryota; Fungi; Glomeromycota; Glomeromycetes; Glomerales; Glomeraceae
Biological process (GO): dolichol-linked oligosaccharide biosynthetic process; protein N-linked glycosylation
Cellular component (GO): endoplasmic reticulum
Molecular function (GO): dolichyl pyrophosphate Glc2Man9GlcNAc2 alpha-1,2-glucosyltransferase activity
Source: RefSeq, a predicted model, not a curated record
AUGGUAAUUUUAUAUCUCCCAUUUCAUUCAAACUUAACUCAUUGUAUAAUGUAAUCCAAUUCUCUCUUUCCCCUUUUCAACCAUAAAUAAUUUUCUGACUUAUCAAUCGUAAAUAAUUCUUUACUCACAUCAUUUUUAUCAUUUUUUGAUCAUGAAGUUGCAAUAUUUGUUUUUGAUUAUACAUACAAUUAUACUUAUAAUCGUUGCAUAUUUAGUAAAUGAUUAUGUUCCGGAUCCGUAUAUGGAUGAAGUAUUUCAUGUUUCACAAGCAAAACAAUAUUGUGAAGGGAAUUAUUAUGAUUGGAAUCCAAAAUUAACAACUCCACCAGGAUUAUAUUUAAUAAGUAAUUUAAUCCUAAGACCAUUAUCAUUAUUGUCUACACGAUAUUUCUGUUCAACAAAUUUUCUUCGAGCCACAAAUGUAUUAUUUGGUAUUGGAUUGUAUCUAAUAUUAUGGAAAUUGACGAUAAAAUUACAUCCAUUUCAAGAUAGAGACUUAUUGUCAUUUAAUACAUUGACAUUAAGUAUAUUUCCUGUUGGGUGGUUUUAUAAUUUUUUAUAUUACACUGAUUCUGGAUCAACUUUUUUUGUGUUAUGGAGUUACUUAUUAUCUAUUGAAGAAAGAUAUUGGAUGAGUGCAUUAGUUGGAGGCAUUAGCGUAUUAUUUAGACAAACAAAUAUUAUUUGGGUUUGUUUUAUUUUAGGUACUUCCAUGUUAGCAUUAUUGUCCUCUAGUAAUAAAAGAUCAAAUGUCCGGGGGAGAAAAAUGACAUAUUACAGAGGAAUUAAUAUUAGACCAAAUAUUGCAAUUCAAGAAAUAAGUGGUUUCUUAACAUUAGUUUCAAAAAAUUUUAUAAAACUAUUGACUAUACUCUGUUCAUAUUUUUUGAUCCUAUUGAGCUUUGUCAUUUUUCUUAAAUGGAAUGGUGGAAUUGUAUUAGGUGACAAAUCGAAUCAUGUAGCAGUUUUACAUAUACCACAAAUCUUUUAUUUCAUUUCAUUCACAACAAUAUUUUCUGUACCAAUUAUAUUAAAAGUUGAGCAUGUUGAAAGAUUAUUCAAUGGCAUAUUGAAUCUAAGAUUAAACAGAAAAAGAUUAUAUUUGUUUAUAAUCGCGAUUAUAAUGAUAUUUGUAAUUAAUAAUUUCACGUACGAACAUCCAUUUUUAUUGAGUGAUAAUCGACAUUACACUUUUUAUAUAUGGAAGGAUAUUUAUCAAAGACAUUAUUUGAUAAAGUAUCUAUUAAUUCCUGCUUAUAUGAUAGGAGGAUGGAUUUUAUUGGAAUCGAUAGCUUUACGACAAUCAUUCCUUUGGGUUUUGAUUUACAUCAUUGCAGUAUGCCUCUCGUUAAUUCCAUCUCCAUUACUUGAAUUUAGAUAUUUUAUAAUACCUUAUUAUAUAUUUAGAUUACAUAUUGGACAACCUGAUGGUUUGAGAUUGUUUAUUGAAUUUUUGAUAUAUGCUGCUGUUAAUGCUCAAACUGAACAUUUAUUUUUGGAAGAACCUUUUGUUUGGUUUAGUGAAAUUCAUAAAUGGCAAAGAUUUAUGUGGUAAUUGUAAUUAGUAAUUGUUUUAGUUUAUAAUAAGAGGAUAAUAAAAGAGAGAGUAAUAUUGCAAUAUCUUUGUAAUAUUUUCAUUAUUAUUAUUGAGUGUAAUAAUCAUUAUACAGUAUUUGUAUAUUUAUUUCAAAAAAAUUGAUGUUAUAUAAACGAAAAUGACACUGCUUUUAUUAGA